ACCCCUUCCUACCCCUACCCAACAAUAAAUUCAACCAAAAUUUACCCUGAUAGUUCUCAAAUUCUAUUUUAUGAGAAACUGAGAAAGUUCACACUCAUUUACAUUUCUAUCAGAAAGUUAAUUGCUUCUGUGGGCCAUAACAGGGUUGCAAUCAAUCUUCAGUAAUUAUUCGUAAGUGUUAAGUUUUGAUGAACGUGUAAAUUUGUGAAUUGAAUUUUCGCAGAAAAUGUCCGUAGCUUUCGCUCAAAGAGGCAGGCCUCCUCCUAACCCGACUCAAAUUCAAAAUAUGUUGAAUGAAAACAGUCAAUUACUUCAGACUAUUCAAGAGUAUCAAAAUAAAGGAAAAGCUCAAGAAUGUGUGCAAUAUCAACAAAUUUUACAUCGAAAUUUGGUAUAUUUGGCUUCAAUCGCCGAUUCUAAUCAAAAUAUUCAAGCAUUGCUACCUCCACCACAAGGCGUACUUGUUCCUCCCGUUCAACAUGGGAUGCAUAACGCUAACGCGCCGCCUUCGCAAGGAGCUGUGCCGCCAUCUAAUGAAAUACCUAAUCCACAAGCACCUCCGCCGAAUAACUUCCCUCCUCAAUCGAACGUAUAUCGUGGUCAACCUCAACCUGUGAAUCCGCAACGACCGCCUGGAAACGCCGGCCCACAACAGUAUAGACCUAAUAUGCCAGGAUAUCCACAACAAAGUCCCCAUCAAAACUUCGGCAAUAACCAGUACCCAGGUCCGGGUCCAAAUCACGCUCCUCCUCAACCUAAUUAUAAUUCAGCAUCGCAGCAACCUCCAGGAGGUGCUCAAGGAGGUCCUUAUCAGCCGUCACCAGGCAGUUACCCACCUUCACAGGCACCAAGUCCGUACAAUCAACCUGCUCCCAAUAGUUACGGUCCGCCAUCUUCAGUUUCUCCAGGAAAUCCAAACUAUGGGCCGCCGGUGCAAUCGCAAUCUGGAUACCCGAAUGGACCUGGUUAUCCUCCCAAUGCGCAACAACCGAAUUAUGGUCCUGGUUAUGGCCAAUCUGCGUAUGGCCCCGGCUCGCAAAACAUUGCGCAAGGAGCUCCAAAUGCGGGCUAUCCUGGUGGGUAUCCACCGUCUAAUUACCCUGCACAACAAAACAGCUAUCCUCCCAUCAGUGCGGCGUCUCAAGGAAAUGUCAACCCACAACCGGCUUACUCCCAAACAACAGCUUCUCCUUCAGCUUCUACUCAAACGUAUCCCGCCAACAAUGCUCCAAAUUAUCCGCCCGUAUCGCAGCCAAAUCCGAACAACCCUCCUAAUUCGUCUUAUCAGUCCAAUCCUUCGGCGCAAGGACCUCCUCAGCCUGGUUAUGGUCCAACGCCUCCUGCACAGAGUCAUCCUCCACCGCAAUCAUAUCCUCCGAAUCAGGGUCAGCCUCCUCAAGGAUAUCCAACGCAAAAUUAUCCUCAACAAGGAUACGGACCUCAGACAUACCCAUCAGUUCCCGGACAACCGGCUGCAACUUAUCAGCAAUAUCAAAGACCACCUGGACCCCAACCUCAACCCGCUCCACAAGCACAGCCGUCGCAGUAUCCUAAUUACAAUUAUCAACCUCCUCCUCAGUAAGAUUGAUGGGGAAUUUGUUCGGUGUAAGUUAAUAACGUUGUGAUUCAGGUGUUGGACUACUAUUUUUUUUUUUUUUUUUUUUUUUACAAUGAUUCCGAUUAUUUACUACUUAUUUAUUGACUUACGAUUAGUUUGACUUUAGCAAGUCCGAAGUGUACAAAGUAUUUGAAAUAAUCCGUGUCCUCUUUAUAUUGUUGUGUUUAGGAUUUAGAAGCUAAUUUUUUAAUUCUAAUAAUUCAAUGGCACUGGUUGUCACUUGUGUGAAUAUUUGUGAAUGUUAUUUUUUUUUUUUUGGUUCGAUUUGUUGUUUUUGAGUUUGUUCUUAUUCCGACUGACCUGAUUAAGUGUAUAAUUUUUUGAUGACAUAAAAAUCCGAAGUUUAGCAUUCCGUAAAGUAGAAAAGAAACAAAUUUUAAUUGAAUUUCAUACUCCGUUUUUUAAGAACCUUUGCUGUGAUAUUUGAAUGUUAAUAUAUAAGUAUUAAUUUGUGAAUGUAGUAAUUGAAAAAAAAUUGUACCUAUUAUUUAACACAGUACAAGUAUUCAGGUAUAAGCGUCAACUUUUCUCUUCGGACAAUGUUAUAUUUUUAAAUUAAUUUAAUUAAGGGGCUUUUUGCUUGCUUAUUAUAAUUUAGUAAGCAUCUAGAAUGAUUUUUGGAGCGAGCGUUUUUUUUGUGGUAGCAAAAUUAUGGGACGUCUGUUUUAUUAAAAAUAUUGUUUUUGUGUAUUAGAUAGUAGAGAUAAAUGGCGAUAUACGCUUUUCAUAGAAAAGUAGUAAUUGAAUUUCAUACAUUCAUUACAUUAAAUUACUAAUUAUGUUUAAUGCAUCAUAGUAAAAUUAAUGAAUUCAGGACUGCGUUUUUUAUUUUUGCUUGAAAUUUUUUAUCAUCUGCGUUCAAAGCGCUUUUGUUAUAUUUUUAUGUGAUUGUAAAAUAUUAUUAAUUUGUAUUUUGAAUUUAAAAUAAAGUUUAGCUUUUAAGUUCAUUA
Planococcus citri (citrus mealybug) is the source of this 2568-nucleotide messenger RNA. Its product is annotated as protein SSXT-like. The transcript is spliced from 5 exons. NCBI's taxonomy places the organism in Eukaryota, Metazoa, Arthropoda, Insecta, Hemiptera, Pseudococcidae. The record is from RefSeq and is a predicted model, not a curated record. Bases 227 to 1582 code for a protein of 451 amino acids.